This is a messenger RNA of Strongylocentrotus purpuratus (purple sea urchin), 2230 nucleotides long. RefSeq names its product UDP-GalNAc:beta-1,3-N-acetylgalactosaminyltransferase 1. The transcript is spliced from 3 exons. Gene Ontology annotation, cellular component: membrane. NCBI's taxonomy places the organism in Eukaryota, Metazoa, Echinodermata, Echinoidea, Camarodonta, Strongylocentrotidae. The coding region runs from base 134 to 1420 and encodes 428 amino acids. The record is from RefSeq and is a predicted model, not a curated record. Gene Ontology annotation, molecular function: hexosyltransferase activity.
UGUGUUCUCUUUUCCUGCGGACUUGGAAUAUGUCAUGGAAUCUUGAUUAUUUGUGUCUUGGACCGUUAUCUCUAUCAUUUUGAAUGAUUAUGUUUGUUUUUACUUUUAACGACCAAAAAGUAUUUCAAGAACGAUGGUGGCAGUGAGGUGCAGCUCGAAGUACUUACUGAUUAUUGGUAUAAUCAUCAAUGUUCUCUUCAUCGGUUUGACGCAGGUCCUCUACAUUUCACGAUACUUUAAAAAGUCGUCGUUUUCUUCUACGUCAUUUUCGUCAUCGUCAUCGAAUAAGUCGAAACAAAUUGAAAAAUCUCGAUAUAUGUUUAUCGAUAAAAGAGAUGUGACGGAUCUAGGUCCCAUUUUCAAAAUCGAUAUCAAGAAUGUAAGUGGCACCCCUAUGCGACCUUCCAUUAAGCAUAAACACAUAAACGAAAUAAUUGAAAGUAGUCUUAUGAAACCCGCAAGGACUAAAGAACAGAUGAGAAAGAUAAACGAACUAAAAGAGAAAAUUGCAAAGGAAAUUAAAUUUAACCCUAACUCCCAAGGACGAAACAAAAAUGGAGACCCCAUAGAAAUUCCGAUAUCACCUGAGAAGUUCUGCCGACCUUCGUCCACUGCCCUGACCUUGGCACGUCGUCUCCUCGUGAUCAUGGUCACGUCACACGUGAAGGAUGUCACAGUUCGCGAGGAAAUACGCCAAACCUGGGCAGAUGUACCGGAAGUGAACUCGGGCCAAGUGCGUGUCGUGCAUCUGCUUGGUAUGAUAACGGAAAAUGGUGAGACCACACAAUCCCUGAUCGAACACGAAGCCGAAGACUACGAUGAUAUCGUCCAGGGUGCCUUCAAAGAUACUUACAAGAAUCUGACCACCAAGACGUUAAUGGGGCUGCAGUGGGCAUCGACUCAGUGUGGCAGUUCGUUCAAGUACUUCAUGAAAACUGACUCAGAUGUGUACGUUAAUCUUCCAAAGCUUGCAGAACAUCUAGCUGGAUUGAAAAACUGGGAAAAACCACGCGCCUUCGGGAGAAAGUGGGUUGAUGUGAAACCCAUACGAUCACCACUUCACAAAUGGUUCGUUCCUGAGAGAGAAUACCCUGGAUCCACCUACCCACCUUACUUGGGUGGAUCAGCCUACGUGAUUACGUCACUAGCGGCUAGGAUGGCUUACCACGAGGCUCGAUCAACAAGGCUUGUCCGUCUGGAGGACCUGUUUGUUGGAAUAUGUUUCAAGAAAGCAGGGGUACAACUCAGCGAUGAGCCACGAUUCAGCGUAUCCCUCAAGAAGAUCGUGUCGAAACCAUGUGAUAUCCACUCACUUUUCACGCACCACGGUGUGAAAUACUACGAUUUGCAACACCUCAAAGUGACGCAAGAUCAUCCAGACCUAUGCGUCAAUGUGACUUCGGCGGACUUAACCCCCUAGCACAUGAAACGUCAUACUGAUGACGUAGGACUGUGUCAGCGGCUGACGCAGUCUUUGACACGCAAUGCGAGAGUUAAGUCGCAUAUAGAGUGAAUGUAGAUUAAGCAGUGCAACCAUUGAUUGGAAUUUAUGGCGCAUGCACUAAUAAUAAGCCACUUCAAAGAUAACACUUGUACAAAAAGACCCCAAAUCCACAGCGAGUGUGUCAUGUGACGAUUUACUGACAAUCAUUUCAUAUACCAAUUGAGGGCAGUCACUGGGCAAAAUACACGACAGCACAGUUUAGAUUCUUUGAUGAUAGUGUCCUAACACGGUUUUCCAGGAAUAAUUUUAGUCGUUGGUGGAUAGAGUGAAUUACCAAUUACGAAAACAUUAGAUCACUGACAUCGGGAUUGUACAGGAUUAACAUUUGUGUGGGCUUAAUCUUAUAUACAGCGAACUUGUUGGCUUCCCCCCCCCCCCCCCCCCCAUUCAACGUGGUCUGGUGACACCUCUUGGAGUAUAGUGAUCUCAAGCGAACCAAAAAGUUCAAUUAAGAAUUACGGCUACCCGCACCUAAUUAUAUGACCUAAAUUCUGAUCAAUUUGGUAAAUAAUCUUGCAAAUAGGCAUGGCUAUCCUUGUGUAGUUUCAAGAUCAAAUGGGGAUAUAAAACAUGUUUUUUAUGAUAUGAUUACAUAAUGUUCCAUUUUAAUUGGUUUCAUCGAGGUUAUCGCAGCCAUCACAAUAUUAAUGAUGACGCCGAAUACUGGUCCAUCAUCCAUAAACCAUAAUGUUUCAUAAUAAAAUGAGCCUGUCUUGCUUAACAUAA